Messenger RNA from Funneliformis caledonium, 275 nucleotides. The record is from the annotation of a GenBank genome assembly. Lineage: Eukaryota; Fungi; Glomeromycota; Glomeromycetes; Glomerales; Glomeraceae.
UACAAAGAAAUGGAUUAUCAAUAGUUAAAGAAUCUACAACUAGUAUUGAACCUCCUGGCACUAUUGCAGACUUUUUUUUAGCAGCAACCUCUUUUUAUGAAUUACUACCUGCAAAUAUUCAAGUUUGUUUUCAAACACAUGGUUCUUUACAGUGGCAUGAUAUAAAAAUGGAAGAAAUCAGUAGUGAGAGGUUACAUCAACAUAUGGAUUCAGUUCAAAAAUCAAUAGUACAACCAUGGGCUUUAGAAUCAAAAUGGGAAUCAUUUCAAAUAGAA